GGAACUCCGGGCUGCGAGGCAGCGGGCGCGCGGGGUUCAGUGUCCCAGCGGAGCCAGCUGCGUCGGCCGCCGAAAUGGGGCAGAUCGAGUGGGCCAUGUGGGCCAACGAGCAGGCGCUGGCGUCCGGCCUGAAAAAUCCCAUCUAAUCAGAACAUGUCACCUCCUGCUGAAAAUACUGCAGUGGAUUGUGAAGAAGAAAAGCCAUAUUCUGACUGCUCUGCCCCUACCCGCCUCCCUUCACGGUCACUCCAGCUGCACAGGCCUCCUUUCUGUUCCCGGAUCUCCUGGACAUAUCCCAGGGUCUUUGCAGAAGCACUUCCUUCUGUCUGAAAUAUCCAUGGCUGGCUCCUCCAUUCAUUUCUCAGUUCAAAUAUCACCUACUCAGAGAAGUCUUCCCAGAGCACCUGGACAUCUCUGUCACAGUCCCUGUUCUAGUGCAGUGUUGGAUGUUUAUUUCUGUUCCCUCCUGAGAACAUAAGCCCCCUGAGAGCUCAGGCCUUAUCUGUCUAGUUCCCUGCACCUAUAAGAGUCCCAGUAUACUGUAGUGCUAUCUGCUCAUGCGUUCCUGGCCAACCAGUGGUAUCUUGCUCCCCUUUUGCUAAUGGCAGGCAACAAAACAGUCUAGAAAAGAGAAAAUUAUAUCCCCAAAGAUAAGUAGACCACAGGCUGACUGAACACAUGGGGAGAACCACCCUUCUCUCUUAACAACUCAUAGAAGUACGAUGAGCAAACCAAAAGAGUUAUUACAUAGUUGAGCUCAACUCCAAGAAUAGGAAAUCAGGCAACAAAAACAGGGAGGUUUCAAGGUGCUGUGCUGGGGUGGAAGGAAGAGGCCUGGGGAAUCGGGACUGACAGAGGCUCAGGCUUUUACCCAGUGGGAUUUGGGGGCCUCUGUGUAGAAAAAGGGCUGAAAUGGAGCUGCAUGCUUCCAGCCAGAGCUAGGAAAGGUUGCCUGUAUAAGAACAGACUGGAAAACUAUCCCCUCCAAGGAAGCUUGUCAUUUGUUGCCAUUUGAUGAAGAAAGUCCCAAGACAAAACCCCCAGAAACUCAGGCCUGUGCUGUGCAUGGGGUGAGGGCUGAGCCCUACCCUUUAAUAUAAGGACCACUGACCAAGAAAUUCAGAUAAAGUCCACCCAGGACUGGAGAAGCCUAUAGACCCCAUCGAGGCAAAUGUGAAACUGUUCUGUAAGGGCAUUUCCUCAACCAGGGCACACGGAUUGACAGGAAGACAAGCCCUGCUGGGCGUAGCUCGCAGACACCCACCAUUUGAGGAAGCAGACACCAUAGACUGGAGAAUGUCCUCAGAGCUGGUGCCAUUAGGAGGAGACUUGAGAAUAUGGGUACAUGUUUAAACUUGAGGGAGUGUUUGAAACUGUUCAAAGAGAUAAAAGAAUAGAAAACUAUACAGGACAAAACAAAAAAUAACUCAUACAGGAUGUCCAGAAAUAAACAAAAUAUAAAGUCAUUAACGGUCAAUGGAUGAGUUAAACACGAUAUAGAGAUGAAGAGAAAAUGGAAGGUGGAUCUGAGGAAACCACAGAAUGCAGCUGAGAGUAAUUGAGUCAUGUACAAUAGUACAAGAAGACCCAGCAUCUAUAUAAUGGCAGUUUCAGAGGAGAGAAUAGAAUGGAAGGAGGCAAUGUAAAAGGGAUAAUGGAUGAGAAAUUCCAGAAUUUAACAAGAAAACAAAGUUCCUUACAGAAUAAAGGGUCUUGUUUAAACCCCUUCUUGUCACAUUGUAAUGAAAAUACAGACCAUUAAAGACUUAAAAUUUACCAGAGAAUAAAAUGGAUUAGUAUCUGACUGAUUUCAGACUUAUCAUCAAUAAUAGGUGCCAGAAGACAAUGGAUUAAUAUCUUUAGUAUUGAGACAACAUGAAUUCAGUAUCCAGAUAAACUAUUAUUCCAGAAUGAGGGCAUUUUGAGGUAUUUAGAGAGUUACUGCUAACAGACCCUCACAGAAAGGACUACUAAAGGAUGUACUUCAGCAAGAGGGAAACUGAAUGCAGAGGAAGGACUGGGAUGCAAGAAUGAAGACAUUAGUGACUAAGUAUUGUCUGUAAAUAAUUAAUAAUACUGGGUAAUUUGGGAGUGAGAUUGAAGUUAAACAGUCUAAAGCCCACAUGUGGUUCAGGAAGAAGAAUUUAAAAUUAAAGUUCAAUCAAGUCAGAGGAAUAACAAGGACACUUGUUAAAGAGAAAACACAAAAUCAAGAUAAAACAAGUUCAAAUUAUCUGCAAUCACAGUCAAUGAAAUCUGUUAAAUUCACUAUCAGAUUGGUUAAAAUAUUAAAAAUUCAGCUAUAUUAGCUUAUUUGUAAUAGCCCAAAACUGGAAGCAACCGAAAUUUCCCAGAGACAGAAGAACGGAUAAAUUGAGGUUGAUUCAUACAAUAAAAAACUACACAAAAAGAAUGAGCUAGUGAUUCACCCAGACCACAUGAAUGAUCUUGACAACCUGUUGAGCUAAAGAAGCCAGAUCUAGGGUUCCAGUGUUGACCGGCACAAGAAAGCUUUCUGGGCUGAUGGGAAUCUUAUGCCUUUAUAUUAUACUGUAUGUAAAAAUUAUAUUUCAACAUAUAUUGCUGGAAAUUCUGGGGAUGGAUACACAACAGUGUGAAGGUACUUGAUGCCACUGAAUUGUUCCUUGAAAUUUUUAUGUAUAUUUUACCACAAUAAAAAAAAUUACUGGGGAGAGAAGGCCCACUGGGAUCAUACAGAGCUGAAAACAAAGGGCGGGGGUAGCUGACAAGUCCUAACCAAAGAAGCAUGAAUGAUUAUCAGUAUCAGACACAAGUGAAAGGAAGGUGAAACACAGGAAUAGAGACAGAACAGGAGCACCAUGCAACGAGGAGAGGCAUCCAUGGAGCAGACCCCACAUCAGCUGUCAGCGGUGCAGUCUUUAAAUGCAAAAAAUCAACGAAGGGGUCACAGCGCUCAAGAUCCUCAUCACGGGCGGCAUCGUGGCCACUGCUGGCCAGUUCACCCAGUGGUACUUUGGCGCCUACUCCAUUGUAGCAGGAGUGUUCGUCUGCCUGCUGGAGUAUCCCCGGGGGAAGAGGAGAAAGGGCUCCACCAUGGAGAGAUGCGGACAGAAGUACAUGACGAAAGUGGUGAAGUUGUUCGGGCCCCUCUCCAGGAAUUACUACGUCCGGGCCUUCCUGCACCUUGUGCUGUCGGUACCAGCCGGCUUCCUGCUUGCCACCAUCCUGGGGACAGCCUGCUUGGCCAUAGCGAGUGGCAUCUAUCUGCUGGCGGCCACCCGUGGUGAGCAGUGGACUCCCAUCGAGUCCAAGCCUAAGGAGCGGCCGCAGGUGGGGGGUACCAUCAAGCAGCCACCCAGCAACCCCCCACCCCGGCCCCCAGCCGAGGCCCGCAAGAAGCCCAGUGAGGAGGAAGACGAGGCGGCAGCGGGAGUCUCCAGUGGCCCCCAGGAAAACCCUAUCCCAGUGACCGAUGAGGUUGUGUGAACUACUCCGAGUGGCUGCUGUCUCAUGUCGCUUUUCGGUGGGGGGACCCACCCAGACCCCAGAGGUACCCCCUUGCCUGCCCUGCGGAACCACAGGCCCUCUCUUGGUGUCAUUCCCAGAAGCCUAUCUUUUCUCAAUGGUACUUGAAAUCACAAGCAUCUUUUAUUCCAUGAAAUACAGUUUCUGAAAUUCCAA
Molecule: messenger RNA, 3663 nt
Organism: Myotis daubentonii (Daubenton's bat)
Lineage: Eukaryota; Metazoa; Chordata; Mammalia; Chiroptera; Vespertilionidae
Gene: CYBA
Product: cytochrome b-245 alpha chain
Molecular function (GO): heme binding
Source: RefSeq, a predicted model, not a curated record